AUGGAGUCUUAAGAUAAAAAACAUCAGAAAAGACAUGAUUCCAGUGACAAAUAAAAGGAGUUAAAGAAAAUUUAGAAGCUUCAACAAAAAGGAUAGGCUUUAUUAAGAGAAGAAAAGCCACAGAGUAAGAAAGAAAAAAAGAGCAAGAAAGACAAGAGUAUAAUUAACAGAGAGAAAGUGAUAAAAGCAUUUAAAUCAUUCAUUAAGAUCUUCUAAGAUGACUUGGAGGAAUUCUUUGAUCUAUUUUCUUAAUUGGAUGACGGGUGUGUAAUUGAAACAGGAGGGAUUGAAAAUCAGAGUGUAAAGGAGAAACUUGAUAAAUUAAUGGAUAAACUUAAACUAAAAAAUCAAGGGGAUGACAAAGCCCCUAUAUUCAAGAAGGUCAAUAAAAACAUCAAAUUGGAACACUAUGUAAGAGGGUUAUAUGAUGAAGUAGUGAAAGGAAUAAAGUAUUAAGAACCAGAAUCAAGCAAUUCAAAUAUUAGCAAAAGUGAAUCACCAGAGAAAGUGAAAGAAGUGACUAAGAAUGUUAAAGAGUAGGAGCCUUAAAAGUAAUAGCCUUAGAGACUAGAAGAAAAUUCAGAGAUGGACUUAUUUUUGGAGGAGAAUUUUGCAUAGGGUGGCGAGAGAAAGUUAACGAGUUAUUUGAAUGAAAGAAAGAAAGUUUAAACAUAACCCAUUUAAUAAUAAUAAUAGCAAUAAUAACAAAAGAAUGAUAGUAUAUAUUUAGGAGAAUUACCAUAAAAGCCUAAAAAUCCUGAGGAAAUAAAGUAGUUUAUGAUAUGGUAUGACUAAGAAUUUAGACCAAAGAGUUUAGCAGAGGAACAUAGGGAGAAAUUGGAGAGGGAACGACUUGAAAAACUAAAAGCAGGCGGUGUAUAACCAAAUUAAAGAGAGAAAAAUUAACGUAAGGAGUUUAAUAGAGAUACAGACAUGAAUAUGAAUACAUAGACAAGUUCAGAAGUGUUGGCAAGAAUUAGAUAAUCCGGAUCGCUAAAUUAAAAGUUUUCAUCUGGACAUUUAUAAAAUUAAUUCAUAUGA
This is a messenger RNA of Paramecium tetraurelia, 1041 nucleotides long. RefSeq lists its product as uncharacterized. NCBI's taxonomy places the organism in Eukaryota, Ciliophora, Oligohymenophorea, Peniculida, Parameciidae. The transcript is spliced from 3 exons. The record is from RefSeq and is a predicted model, not a curated record.